Stegostoma tigrinum is the source of this 3107-nucleotide messenger RNA. RefSeq names its product interleukin 17 receptor A1a (gene il17ra1a). Bases 209 to 2689 code for a protein of 826 amino acids. NCBI's taxonomy places the organism in Eukaryota, Metazoa, Chordata, Chondrichthyes, Orectolobiformes, Stegostomatidae. The record is from RefSeq and is a predicted model, not a curated record. Gene Ontology annotation, molecular function: interleukin-17 receptor activity. The transcript is spliced from 13 exons.
UGUUGCUCCGCCCUCGUUGUUCCGGGAAGCGGACAGUCCCUGGGGGUAGUUGUGGCUGAGAGAGCAGGACAGUGAUCAGGAUUUUCGCUCCGGCCGUCGGCGUUGCCGCUGACCCAUUCAGCGAUUGAUUAAUUCCCCGGAAAGUUCUGGAAAGUCGGUGCCGUCGCACGGGUUCCAGUUUGUGGUCGGGCAGGUGUGAAGCAGUCACAUGGAUCCCCGGGAAUUAAUCAUCACUUUUGUGCUUCUGCUUUGUAGAGCUGGAUCUGUAAGUCUGGAAGUUCUGGGAGACUGCUCGCAGCCGGGCUUGAAUUGUACUGUUCAUAUUGGUGGCUGUUUAGAUAGCAGUUGGUUGAGCUCUACCCGUUGGACACCUUCAUUUCCCAAGGAGCUGCAUGUUAAUAUUGCCACUCGAACAAAUGCAACUGGAGUCUCAGUGCCUGUGCUGUCCAUCAGCUGGAGAUUAAGAACAGAUGCCAGUAUAAAGUAUUCUCAAGGAAUAGAGAUCUCUGUGAUAAAGCUAAGCAACGGAGAGGAGAAAUGUAUUCAAUACCGAUUCAAAAACAAGAUAAACAGCCAACUAAAUCCGCAAGGAGAGAAGUGGACAUUCUCACUGGACAGACUUGAGGCAGAACCAGAGGACUCCUACAGAGUGUCUGCCUGCAGUUUACCAAGAGCUAAUAUCAAUCAAGAUAAUGAUUGUCCAGCAGUCAUUUUUACUGUGCCUGGUUGUAAGGAUGACCAAAUUAAGUACACAGAACCCUGCAAACGUCGAGGCAGUGUAUGGAAUCCCAAUAUCACACAUAUCAGAAGGGAAAUGAGCACAACGGUCUUCUUCCAGACUGCAAAGUAUGCCAACAAAUACCUUGUCUUUCUGCACAGUUAUAGUUCAGAUGGGAAACUCUGUGACAGCAGUCAUCAAAGAAUCUUGCAGGAAUCUGAACAAAAAGUUAAUAUAAGCUUUUCAACUGAACACUGGAUGCAAAGCUGCAGAAUUUAUCGUAUUGAGAUUCAACCAUUUUUCAUUGACUGCUAUAAUGAUUGCAGAAGAAUUUGUAAAGAUAUCCCAGGUCCACAGUAUGAAGAAGCAAAUCCACCAGAAUUACCAACACCAUCAACUCCAGGAGGGUCAGUUGAGCGAACUGGUUUCUAUGCUGCCAUUGGUGUUUUGGUCUUCCUUUUAAUCUUCGUCUGUAUCAUUUGGGUACAGAUAAAAUCCAAACAAAAUGAAAUAAAGUUGCUGCCUAAACUCCCAUUUGAUGAACCAGUGGUUGCGCAUCCAGAACUUCCACAAGUGAAAAAGAAAGUUCUGAUAAUUUAUUCGUUGGACCACGAACUCUAUAAGAAUGUUAUCCUGGCAUUUGCACAAUUCCUGAUGACUGCCUGUGGUACUGAAGUAACUUUAGAUUGUUUAGAACUUAACAAGGUCGCAGAAGUUGGGCAUAUCAAUUGGCUCACGUUGCACAAAAGUGAGUCAGACAAGAUAAUAAUUUUAUGUUCGCGUGGAACAAGGCUGAAGUGGGAAGCCAUGCUGCGGAUUGAACGGAACCAGAUUUUGUUAAAAAGUGAUGAACGUUCACCAAUGCGUGACAUGUUCACUCCUGCCAUGAACCUGAUUUUGCCAGACUUCAAACGGCCAGCUUCAUUUGGGAAGUACAUUGUUGCAUAUUUUGAUGACAUCAGCAGUGAAGAGGAUGUGCCUGAUCCAUUUAACAUCGGUGUGAAAUACAAACUGAUGAAACAAUUUGAAGAAAUAUAUUUCCGAGUCCAGGAUUUGGAGAAACACGAACCAGGAAAAACUUACCGUGUGGUAGGAAUAACAAUGGAUGAUUACCACAAUCACCCAUGUGGUAAAAAAUUAAAAAAUGCAAUUGAACAAUUUAAAUUGAUGCAAACAGAGCAACCAGACUGGUUUGAGAAAGAAUGUGUUCUGUCCCCAGAGGAAGCAGAAGCUGAGCCAGUCUUAGCUGAUGAAUACAAUGAGCACCUGCCAAUGAAACAGAACAUUGUGCAGUACAAACCCUUUGAUGAUAUUCGUUGUACAGUAAAUGAAGUGCAAAUUGUCAAAUCAAGUAACGAGAUACUUGUGAGAAAUCCAGUAGGUUUUGAGCAUAAAGCCCAAGAUAUCAGUUUAUCCCAAAAUCUGAUUGGAGUAGAUGCACAAGUUCUAAAUGUGACACAUACCCUGGAACCACUGUGCAACAUGUCAGUAUCUGGCUGUAGUCAGAGUAUGUUAAACUAUACCAACUUUAAGUUUCCCAAGUCAGAAGGGGAGCCACACUUGCAAAAGGAUUGGAUGCUGAAGAAUGAUGUGUCAGAUGUUCCUCAGCACAGUUGUGAAGAUGACAUCACAAUGAAUGAAAUUGGUGUACAUUCAGAUGGUAACCAAGUCUCGUGUAUUUCUCAUGAUGUAAAGAAGAGACUUGAAGAAUUUCAGCAGAUGUUAUUUCUUCAGGGUUUAAUGUCUUCACAGUAUUCAGCCAGGCCAUCAGAUUUGCAAAGUGAAGUUAUAGGAUGUCCACAAUCUCUCGUUCUUGACAAAGAGAAUAUAGAUUCAGACGAAGGCUAUAGCUCCAAACAGUCAUUCUCAGCGGUUGAAAUCCCAUCAGUAGGUGUGAGCACUUCUUCUGAAGCACUAAAUGAAUUAAAAAGUCUGCAGAUGGCUUUACUUAAUGAAAGCAUGUGUAAUUGAAUAGAAGAUGAAUUAUGCACCAUGCAUGUGACUUGUGGACAAGCUGGCUCAAUGACUCAGGAUAGUCAGUGUCAGUUCUGCAAAAAAAUGAAGCAAGGCUGAUGUACUUUUCCUGCAUUUCAUAUGUCUGUCAUAUAAAAUCAACAUGUGAACCAUUGGGUAAAUCACUUCAACACAAGUAAUUUAAAAUGCUCUUCAUAUUUGCACACACUUCAUUCUAAGACAAGUCAUCUGUAGCCAAGAAUGGAUUCAGAAUAAAUUGAAAACAGUUCUGCUUAUGUAAGAAGCUUCACUCUGAAUUUCAGCACUGUACAAUCUGUAAAGGACAAUAAUGGCUGUUAAAGUAUGGUAAUCAAUGUAAUUACAAACUGUAAAUUUAUGAUGUUUCUUUUUUAAAAUAAAUCCAUAUUGGACUCCA